UCCCCUCGGGUUCGCUGGGGCUGGUGGGGUCGCGGCGCGGAGCUAGUGAAACUUCACCAAUAGCCCUCCUGUUUCCCUGCCCGGGCGGGGGAAGAGCAAAUCACGCCGCGCCGCCUCCUCCCGCUCCUCCUCCCGGGCCUGUGCCAGCCACCCGAUUCUUCAAAGCCACAAAUACUCCAUGGUUGUCUUAAUAUCUGAGGCUGGUCAAGCAAGUGGUCUCUCUUGGCUUGAGGAGUGAGAAUCCUCUUUUUCCUGUUCUGAGUUAUUGACAGAAUCAGUUUGAGGAAGAAUUUGUGAUUGACAGCUAUGUUUCAGAUAACAAAACAUUUAAGCAAGCUGAUGUUUGCCACAGUUGGGAUCCCAGAAGCUUUUACUUCUCCCCUCACCCCUCCCCUUCCCUGCAGUGUGUUUGCACAUUUGGUGCCUCUUCUAGGCUCUGUGGGCUCCACUCCCCGCUAUGUCCAAUGGGGGAUUGGAGCAUGACUGUCGAGUCCCUAAUGAUAAUGAACUACCUAUUUUGGGUUAGGCAUCACCCUGAGUUACUUGACUCUUCACAAAGGAUAUGGACUCUUAAUUCAUGGGAUAUUUGUACAGUUUAAGACAUACAUUUCUUCAGAAGCACUAAUGGAUGUUGACAUGCAUUGGAUAAGGUGGUGACCACUGGAAGUAAUCUGUUGCUGUUCACUGCAGAGAGGCUAAAUUGACUCCAUUUGGAGUUCAGAGACGAAGCAGUGUGGAGGUAUCAAGAUGACUGAUCCUAUGAUGGAUUUUUUUGAUGAUGCCAACCUUUUUAGCGAGACGUUGGAAGGUUUGUCGGAUGAUGCCUUUGUACAACCUGGACCCGUUUCACUUGUUGAUGAAUUGAACUUGGGUGCAGAAUUUGAGCCUUUGCACAUAGACUCAUUGAACCAUGUGCAAGAUACUCAAACUCAACAAAAGAUGAGCGAAUUUGAGCAGUUAAAUCAGUAUGAUUCACUGAAACUUCAAGUAAAUCAGUCUUUCAGCAGCCCAGCUGACAGUGUUUUAUCGCCACACUCUCAAUUUAAUUGCUCACCAAUCCAUCCACAAAACCAAUCCAAUGGAAUGUUUCCUGAUGUGGCUGAUGGUAGUCCUAUGUGGGGUCAUCAAACUACCACAACUGUUCCAAAUCAAAAUGGGUCCCCUUUUCACCAAGGACAUUCUCAGUCUAUGCAGCAAACUAAAAGUUUUGUAGCACACCAUGACUUUGCCUUAUUUCAGGCCAACGAACAACAGCAUCAGUGUGCCUCACUACAGUCGCAACAAAGCAGAAACAACAUUAAUGCAGGGCAAGACGCUCUGAAUCAGCCAAAAACCUUUAUGGAGGUUAACGUAUCUGCUCCACGCAGAGUCAGUGUUACCCAUCCACCUCAAAUUGCUAAUCCAUCAACUUCACAGCAGCCUCUCUCUGUUCAACAGUUUUCUCAAAAUGCCAGUGCUUCAAUACAUUUUUGUGGGAAUCAAGAAGGAAACUUUGAUGGACAAUCUCCAACUAUGACUCCUUGCUCUGUUAAUAAUACACAGCAGUUUCCUUCUCCAUAUUCUUACUCUAAUAACCACAUUUCUCCUACCAGCCUUCUACAGUCUUCUACCGCUCUUUCUACUAGCCAACAAACGCAUCCUUUAUCUGAUUAUACUGGAAGUGAUGCCUUUACAUCUCAAACAGGGACCAAGCAAGAAACCACCGAGCACCUCUUGAAUCCUAACACACCUUUAAAUUCAAAUAGUUUCCAAAUGUUGCAUUCAGCACAUCCUCAGGGCAGCUUCAGUAGUUCAAAACUCUCUCCUGUGAACAUUAAUUUUCCAGCCUCUGCGGGUUCUGCUUCUCAGAUAAGCCAUUUCGGUGAUCCUAUAGAAAGCAAUGGUUUUUCAUCUUUGGAUGAGAACUUACUUCAUCAAGUUGAGUCUCAAGCUGAACCAUUUACAGGACUUGAUCCAGAGGACCUCCUUCAGGAAGAUCUCCUACCCCAAUUUGAUGAUUCAGCAUUUGUUCAGGACACUUCAAGCCACAUAUUAGAGCAUGACCUAGAACACCAUAUUACCCCACAGCAAAUAACACCGUCAUCCGAUAUUGCUCGGACACAGUCUCAAAAUCAGAUGCAUCCCUGGCAUUCUUCAGUUUCUAAUCGGCAUCUACAAGACAGAAAUCGUAUAGCUUUGCAAGGGCAGCCUCCCUCCUCCAAGAAGACUGAUGUUUCAGGGACAUAUACUAAAUUGCAGAAUACCCAGGUGAGGGCAAUGUCUGAAAAGAAACAGAAGAAAAAAGUGGAAUCGGAAAGUAAGCAGGAGAAGGCUAAUCGUAUAAUAUCGGAGGCAAUCGCAAAAGCAAAAGAGAGAGGGGAGAGAAACAUUCCACGAGUAAUGAGCCCUGAAAACUUCCCCAGUGUUUCGGCUGAAGGAAGAGAGGAAAAGAAAGGUAGAAAAAUUAAAUCCAAACCAAAGGACAAGGAGAGCAAAAAAACUAAAACUGGUUCCUCAUCCAAAAUUAAAGACAAAACAAAAAUUGGCAAGCUUAUAAUCACAUUGGGUAAAAAGCAGAAGAGAAAGAAUGAGUCUUCAGAUGAAAUGUCUGAUACUAAGCAGACUCCACAGCGGUCAUUUAAAGAUGAGGACUCUCAGAAGAGAAGAUCAAAUCGUCAAGUUAAAAGAAAAAAGUAUGCUGAGGAAGGAGAAGGAAAACAGUCCGAGGAAGAGGCUAAAGUUUCUGUGAAAAUCAAAAAGAGUUCUGCGCCUUUGCCUGCUGAACAACCCUUACAGUUAUUUGUGGAGAAUCCAAGUGAAGAAGAUGCAGCAAUUGUAGAUAAAAUUUUAUCCUCCAGGAUAGUGAAGAAAGAAAUAUCUGCUGGAAUGACAAUGGAAGAAGAAGAAUUUUUUGUAAAAUACAAGAACUACUCCUAUCUUCACUGUGAAUGGGCCACAGAACAGCAGCUUUUGAAGGAUAAAAGAAUCCAGCAGAAAAUUAAACGGUUCAAGCUGAGGCAAGCACAAAGAGCCCACUUUUUUGCAGAUAUGGAAGAAGAACCUUUUAAUCCUGACUAUGUUGAAGUGGACCGGGUGCUAGAAGUCUCCUUUUGUGAAGAUAAGGACACUGGUGAGCCUGUUAUUUACUACCUAGUAAAAUGGUGUUCAUUGCCAUACGAAGACAGCACCUGGGAGUUAAAAGAAGAUGUAGACCAGGCAAAAAUAGAAGAAUUUGAACAACUGCAAGCUUCCAGGCCUGACUCAAGGAGAUUGGACCGACCUCCUCCUAAUUCCUGGAAGAAGAUAGAACAGUCCAGAGAAUAUAAAAAUGGCAACCAGCUCAGGGAAUACCAACUGGAAGGACUCAACUGGCUCCUUUUCAACUGGUACAAUAGACGAAACUGCAUUUUAGCAGAUGAAAUGGGUCUUGGCAAAACCAUCCAGUCAAUUACAUUCCUCUAUGAAAUCCUCCUGACUGGUAUACGAGGGCCUUUCCUGAUCAUAGCUCCACUUUCCACUAUAACCAAUUGGGAAAGAGAAUUUCGCACGUGGACUGAUCUUAAUGUCGUGGUAUAUCAUGGGAGCAUGGUUAGCAGGCAGAUGAUACAGCAGUAUGAGAUGUACUUCAGGGACUCACAGGGACGUAUCAUUCGAGGUACUUACCGGUUCCAAGCUAUUAUCACCACUUUUGAAAUGAUUCUUGGUGGCUGUCCAGAACUCAAUGCAAUUGAAUGGCGGUGUGUUAUUAUUGAUGAAGCACACAGGCUGAAGAAUAAAAAUUGCAAACUCCUGGAGGGACUCAAACUCAUGAAUCUUGAGCACAAAGUGCUGUUGACAGGCACACCACUGCAGAACACAGUAGAAGAACUGUUUAGCCUGCUUCAUUUUCUUGAACCUUUGCGUUUUCCUGCUGAAUCUACAUUCAUGCAGGAAUUUGGGGACCUUAAAACGGAGGAACAGGUGCAAAAGUUACAAGCUAUCCUGAAACCAAUGAUGCUGAGACGGUUGAAGGAAGAUGUAGAGAAAAAAUUAGCUCCCAAGGAAGAAACUAUAAUUGAAGUAGAACUAACUAAUAUCCAGAAGAAAUAUUAUCGGGCAAUUUUGGAGAAGAACUUUGCAUUCUUGUCGAAAGGAGCUGGCCAAGCUAAUGUACCCAAUCUAGUUAACACUAUGAUGGAACUCAGAAAGUGCUGCAACCACCCGUAUCUUAUCAAAGGUGCUGAAGAGAAAAUCCUUGGGGAGUUUAGGGAAACAUAUAUCCCAACUGCUCCUGAUUUUCAUCUACAAGCAAUGAUCCAGUCUGCUGGUAAAUUGGUCCUCAUUGAUAAACUUCUCCCAAAAAUGAAAGCAGGAGGCCAUAAGGUGCUUAUCUUCUCUCAAAUGGUGCGCUGUCUUGACAUCCUUGAGGACUACCUUAUACAUAAAAGGUACUUAUAUGAAAGAAUUGAUGGGAGAGUGAGAGGAAAUCUGAGGCAAGCUGCUAUUGAUCGGUUUAGCAAACCAGACUCUGAUCGGUUUGUGUUUCUUCUGUGUACCAGAGCUGGUGGAUUGGGCAUUAAUUUGACUGCAGCUGAUACAUGUAUAAUUUUUGAUUCUGACUGGAAUCCUCAGAAUGAUCUCCAGGCCCAAGCCCGUUGUCACAGGAUUGGUCAGAACAAAGCAGUAAAGGUCUACAGAUUGAUAACUCGGAACUCAUAUGAGAGAGAGAUGUUUGACAGAGCAAGUCUGAAAUUGGGUCUGGAUAAAGCUGUUUUACAGAGCAUGAGUGGAAGAGAAAAUAGUGUUGGUGGUAUCCAACAGCUUUCCAAAAAAGAAAUAGAAGACCUGCUUCGAAGAGGUGCCUAUGGUGCUAUUAUGGAUGAAGAGGAUGAGGGCUCUAAAUUCUGUGAAGAAGAUAUAGACCAAAUCUUGCAGCGCCGUACGAAAACUAUCACAAUUGAAUCAGAAGGAAGGGGUUCAACAUUUGCCAAGGCUAGUUUUGUUGCAUCUGGAAAUAGGACUGAUAUUUCAUUAGAUGAUCCCAACUUCUGGCAGAAAUGGGCCAAAAAAGCAGAAAUAGAUAUAGAUACCAUCAGUGGUAGAAACAGCCUGGUUAUUGAUACCCCAAGAAUUAGGAAGCAAACAAGACCCUUUAGUGCCACAAAAGAUGAGCUGGCUGAGUUAUCAGAAGCAGAGAGUGAAGGGGAUGAUAAACCAAAACUCCGCAGGCCUUGUGACCGCUCCAGUGGAUAUGGAAGAACAGAGUGCUUUCGGGUGGAGAAAAACUUAUUAGUCUAUGGGUGGGGUCGUUGGAGAGAGAUUUUAUCACAUGGUCGCUUCAAGAGGCAACUAAAUGAACAGGAUGUGGAGAUAAUUUGCCGAGCACUCCUAGCAUAUUGCCUUGUUCACUACAGAGGAGAUGAAAAGAUAAAAAGUUUUAUAUGGGAUCUCAUCACCCCAACAGAGGAUGGGCAAACACGAGAGCUACAGAAUCACCUAGGUUUGUCAGCACCUGUUCCCAGGGGUAGAAAAGGAAAGAAAGUGAAGACUCAGGCUAGCACAUUUGAUAUACAUAAAGCAGAAUGGCUUCGAAAAUAUAAUCCAGAACAUCUACUGCAAGAUGAAGGAUAUAAAAAACACAUAAAGCAUCACUGCAAUAAGGUCUUGCUUCGAGUACGAAUGCUGUAUUACUUAAAACAAGAAGUCAUUGGUAAUGAAUGCCAAAAAGUGUUUGAUGGAGUUGAUGCCAGUGAAGUUGAUGUUUGGGUCCCUGAGCCAGAGCAUUCUGAGGUCCCUGCAGAAUGGUGGGAUGCAGAUGCAGAUAAAUCCCUCCUAAUUGGAGUUUUUAAGCAUGGCUAUGAAAAGUACAACACUAUUAGAGCAGAUCCCGCACUCUGUUUCUUGGAAAGGGUGGGCAAACCAGAUGAGAAAGCAGUUGCUGCUGAACAAAGAGCAAAUGAUUACAUUGAUGGGGAUGUAGAAGAUCCAGAAUAUAAACCAGCCCCAGCAAUGUUUAAAGAUGAUAUGGAGGAUGAUGCUUCAUCGCCAGGAGAUCUAGUAAUAGCUGAUGGAGAUGGUCAGAUGAUGGAAGGAGACAAAAUUUAUUGGCCCACUCAGUCUGCUUUAACAACACGUCUGCGCCGCCUAAUAACAGCCUACCAACGUACUAGUAAGAACAGGCAGGCCCAGCAAAUCCAACCAACGUUUCCAGUUCAGGCCACUGUAAUGCAGCCUCCAUAUGAAGAAGCUGCUCUAAAUCCAAAAAUGGCAGCCAAGAUUGAAAGGCAACAAAGAUGGACAAGAAGAGAAGAAGCUGAUUUUUACAGGGUUGUAUCCACAUUUGGAGUGGUGUUUGAUCCUGACGGGGGUCGAUUUGACUGGACAAAAUUUAGAGCCAUGGCUAGGCUACAUAAGAAAACAGAUGAGAGUUUAGAGAAGUACUUGUAUGCAUUUAUGUCUAUGUGCAGGAGAGUCUGUCGCCUUCCCUCAAAAGAAGAACUUGUAGACCCAACCAUUUUUAUCCAACCAAUUACAGAGGAGCGUGCUUCUCGGACCUUAUAUCGCAUUGAACUCCUGAGGAAGGUACGAGAACAGGCCCUACGACAUCCACAGCUGUUUGAACGCUUGAAACUUUGUCAGCCAAAUCCAGACUUGCCAGUCUGGUGGGAGUGUGGGACUCAUGACAGGGAUUUACUUAUUGGAGCUGCUAAACAUGGGGUUAGCAGAACAGACUAUCACAUUCUUCGUGAUCCUGAACUCUCAUUUAUGUCUGCCCAGAGGAAUUACAGUCAGAAUAAAGUGGCGCUAUCAAGGACUUCUACUCCACUUUUACAUCAGUAUCAGAUGGCAUUGUCUGCGUCUCCUCUUACACCUCAGUCAAGAUUGCCAGAUACUAAAGGGAAUGCUCUUGAGGAUACAAAAGUUAAAAAUGAAAACCUUAAAGAGGACCCUCAGUCGUCUGAAGAGGAAUCUAUGUCUACUGAGGAAACACGGACAAUGAUGAAAUCUGAACCUUUGAGCCCCAAAAAUGGCACGCCAUUACAGACUACAGACCACAAACCUGGUGUGAAGAAUGAAACUGACAGGCGUAUGGUUGCAGCAAGGACAGAGCCCCUAACUCCAAACCCUGCUUCCAAAAAACAGAGAGUCAACAAAAGAGGGUCAGACUCUAGUUCUGAUUCUGACUCUGAUUCAGACAGAUCAUCCUGUUCUUCCAGGUCAUCUUCAUCGUCCUCUUCCUCUUCCUCUUCUUGUUCACGCUCCCGGUCAGGAUCCAGCUCUUCAUCCUCCUCCUCUUGUUCUUCAGCAUCCUCUUCCUCUUCAUCCUCUUCCUCUUCAUCAUCGUCGUCAUCAUCGUCGUCAUCUGAAGAGAGUGACAGUGAUGACGAAGAGGCACAAAAGCGAGCAGAAGGAACCCCUCACAUCAAAGCAUAUGACGAAGAGAGCGUAGCCUCUCUGAGCACCACACAAGAUGAGACCCAGGACUGUUUCCAGUUGAACAACGGGACGCCAAAUUCCAACUAUCUCUUGCAAGGUGGAUAUAUGUUGGCUGCAUCCUAUUGGCCAAAGGAUCGAGUUAUGAUUAACCGACUAGACAGUAUUUGUCAAACAGUGUUGAAAGGUAAAUGGCCUUCAGCAAGAAGAAGUUAUGACAGCAAUACAGUAGCAUCUUUCUACACAACCAAACUUCUGGACAGCCCGGGUGCAGCUGCAGACUACAGUGAACCUAGUGCACCAACACCCCCAACUGCAGGUGUUAAGGAAGAACAUGAUCAGUCGCCACAGAUGCCAAAGGUGAAGAAGCAUGUACGAGAAAAGGAGUUUACAGUGAAAAUCAAUGACGAAGGUGGUUUGAAAUUGACUUUUCAGAAGCAGGGGUUUUCUCAGAAAAGGCUCUUUGAAAGUGAAGAAGGCACGUUAGGACAGCAGCAAUACCUGGCUCGGCUACGUGAGCUCCAGAAUGCUUCAGAGACCAGCCUUGUCAAUUUUCCAAAAUCCUUACCAGAAUCAGGUGCUUCCAAUCAGUUAACAGCUAAUGCUAAUGGAGUGAUAGUCGACAGCCAGCCUGUAGUCAAAAAGAGGAGAGGAAGGAGGAAGAAUGUAGAAGGAGUUGACAUCCUCUUUAUAAAUAGAAAUAAACCACCUAAUCAUGUUAGUCCAGGCAUUAACACCUCGCAAGUUGCUCCAGUAAUAAACCCAACACUUACUUAUGCUCAGUCCCAAGGUCUACUUGAUGCAGAAAGCCCAGUUCCUGUCAUUAACCUGAAAGAUGGAACAAGGCUUGCAGGGGAUGAUGCACCAAAAAGGAAGGAUUUAGAAAAAUGGCUUAAGGAACAUCCUGGUUAUGUUGAAGAUUUAGGAGCUUUUAUUCCUAGAAUGCAGCUUCAUGAUGGGAGGCCCAAACAAAAAAGACACCGUUGUCGAAACCCUAAUAAACUGGAUGUUAAUAGUCUCACUGGUGAAGAACGUGUUCAGCUGAUCAAUAGAAGAAAUGCUAGAAAGGUGGGAGGUGCUUUUGCUCCACCACUGAAGGACUUGUGCAGAUUCUUGAAAGAAAAUCCUGAGUAUGGAGUAGCUCCUGAAUGGGGAGAUGUUGUGAAACAGUCUGGAUUUCUUCCUGAAGGUAUGUUUGACCGUAUUCUCACUGGGCCUGUUGUACGAGAAGAAGUAAGCAGGAGGGGGAGACGGCCUAAAAGUGAGAUUGCCAAGGCAACAGCUGCAGCAGCAGCUGCCACAGCAGCAAAUGUUUCGGUCAACCCUUUGCUAGCUAAUGGAUUACUUCCAGGAGUGGAUCUAUCUACUCUUCAGGCCUUACAACAAAACCUGCAAAACUUGCAAUCACUGCAAGUAACAGCAGGAUUAAUGGGAAUGCCUGCUGGACUAACUACUGGAGGAGAAGCUAAGAAUAUGGCUGCCAUGUUCCCCAUGCUACUGUCAGGAAUGGCUGGAUUACCAAACUUGCUGGGUAUGGGAGGACUCCUAACAAAGUCUACAGAAUCUGUUUCAGAGGAGAAAAAGGGAAAUGACUCAAAAGAGCCAGAUGUAAAGAAAGAAAGGACAGAAAACCAACAUGCAAAUAAUGGUGGUGAAGACUCUGUGUCAAGUUCUCCCUCUACGUCCUCUGCUGCUGCCAACCCUUUAGCUCUUAACCCGUUACUUUUGUCCAAUAUACUUUAUCCAGGGAUGCUUCUCACUCCAGGCCUUAAUCUUCAUAUCCCAGCAUUGUCCCAAUCCAAUAUUUUUGAUGUACAGAACACUGAAAACAAUGACACAGGCUCAGCCAAGGCUACAGAGGAAAAGGAGGAGAAUUCUAGGAUUAGAGAUCAGGAAGACAAAGGGGGAACAGAGCCAAGUUCUCAUAAUGAAAACAGCACAGAUGAGGGUUCAGAGAAAGCAGAUGCUUCAUCUGGAUCUGACAGUACAUCGUCUUCAUCUGAGGAUUCAGAUUCUAGUGAUGAAGACUGACCCCAGACUAUGUACUUAAAUUAUGAACUGAUUUUGAAUUUAUUCUUUAAUUAUUUCAUUGUAA
This is a messenger RNA of Emys orbicularis (European pond turtle), 9487 nucleotides long. RefSeq names its product chromodomain helicase DNA binding protein 9 (gene CHD9). Bases 748 to 9423 code for a protein of 2891 amino acids. The record is from RefSeq and is a predicted model, not a curated record. Lineage: Eukaryota; Metazoa; Chordata; Testudines; Emydidae. Gene Ontology annotation, molecular function: protein binding; ATP-dependent chromatin remodeler activity; ATP binding. The transcript is spliced from 42 exons.